This is a messenger RNA of Saccostrea cuccullata (small rock oyster), 1158 nucleotides long. RefSeq names its product E3 ubiquitin-protein ligase TRIM56-like. The transcript has a single exon. Bases 1 to 1158 code for a protein of 385 amino acids. The record is from RefSeq and is a predicted model, not a curated record. NCBI's taxonomy places the organism in Eukaryota, Metazoa, Mollusca, Bivalvia, Ostreida, Ostreidae. Gene Ontology annotation, molecular function: zinc ion binding.
AUGGCUUCACAGGACUUCUUUGAGGAUGUUAAGGAUAUAACGGCAUGUCCCGUUUGCUUUGAUACAUUUAAAACUCCAAGGUACAUUCCUUGCUUACAUACCUUUUGUCAGGAUUGUUUACAUAAACAUAUUGUGGCAGCAAUGUCCAAAAAAGCAUCGUUAAUGGGAUUCCAUUGUCCAAUCUGUCGUGAAUUUGUUCCUAAUCCAGCAAAGUUUGCGGAGCCGGAGAAAUGGGCGGAAUAUUUUCCGAAAAACCCUGCCGUAGAAUUUAUCAUCGACAACGGAGGUACUGCAGCCCUGAAACACUGCAAACCGUGCCAAAACGACAACGAAGAAGAAGAAGCCAAUGAGAUGUGUAGGACCUGUAUGGAACCAUUAUGUAAAAUGUGUGCAAAAUAUCAUAAACGUGGAACGGUUACAAGACACCAUGAUGUCAUUCCAUUGCAUGAAUUCGAAAAAUUAGUGCAUGGUGGUCAACAAGAGAUGGUUUGUGAAAGGCAUGAUUCAAGACCAUUAGAGGUCUUUUGUUAUGAUCACAAAACUUCUUGUUGUGUCGUAUGCAGCAUUGAUGAGCACGGGCUAUGCAGAAAUAAAGGCACGAUCGAAAACGAGGCUGACUUGAUAGACGAAGGAGGAGAAGAUGAUGUUUUGUUGUCUGAAAUAGAAAACAUUCAUCGACAUCUACAUGAAUUCAAGAACCGUCAGGAAAAAAAUCGAACCAAAAUUGAAGAUAAAGCCGAUGAAAUAACAGGGGAAACAAAGAAAAUUAAACAACAAAUUAUCGAAAAAUUAGAUAGCCUUGAAAAUGAUCAUCUAGAGAAGUUGGCAAAAGCAAUGAAAUCAGCAAGAAAGGCCAUGGAUGAAAAUAUGGAAAUUAUUUCCGAUUUGCUUGAUUUUUCAAAUCAUUGUAAAAACACAAUGCAAAAUGCAAAGACGACAAAACAUUGUUUAAACUAUGUGCAUAGUUUUCACCAGGUGAGAAAACAAGUAAAACGACUUAAAAGCACGAAGAUUUCACUGAAGAAGAUUGACAUAUCCGUGAAAUUUUCAGACAUUUACCAGCAAUUCAUCGGCUUAGAUCAAUUGGCAUCAUUAUCUCAACGCGAGAAAUCAAAACAUCUGUCACUCAGAAUGAACCCCCAAAAGAAGCUGAAUUAG